Trichogramma pretiosum is the source of this 837-nucleotide messenger RNA. RefSeq names its product protein ALP1-like. The transcript has 2 exons. The record is from RefSeq and is a predicted model, not a curated record. The coding region runs from base 1 to 837 and encodes 278 amino acids. NCBI's taxonomy places the organism in Eukaryota, Metazoa, Arthropoda, Insecta, Hymenoptera, Trichogrammatidae.
AUGUAUGCUAUUGUUCCUGAAGUUUGCAGCCUCAUUAGAAAAGUAUUGGGUCCAAAGUAUUUGAAAAGGCCUUCAACUGCAGAUUUCAGAAGAAUAGCUGAAGAAUUUGACGAAUUACAUUUCCCUCAUUGCAUUGGUGCAAUUGACGGCAGGCAUUGUCCUAUACGCAGUCCUAAGCACAGUGGCAGUGCAUUCUUUAAUUACAAAAAAUUUAACAGCAUUGUGUUGAUGAUGGCUAUUUGUGACAGACAUGAAAGAUUCACAAUGAUCAAUUUAAGAGGCUAUGGCUCUACAAAUGAUGCUUUUACAUUAAAUAAUAGUGACAUAAGUGAGAUGUUGGAGAACGAUCCAAGAGCUUUACCGGCACCAGAGAUGCUACCUAACUCCAACACUGUUGCUCCAUUUUAUUUAUUGGGAGAUGGUGGUUUUCCACUCAAAAGCUACCUGAUGAAACCAUAUAUGAAAGUACGCCACAUGACACCAGAGAUGCAAGUAUUCAACUACCGCCUCAGUCAUGCAAGACAAACCAUUGAGUGCGCCUUUGGUAGAUUAAGAAAUCAAUGGGCAGUUAAUCACACUGAGCUGGCAUGGAAACUAGAGACAUGUGAAGAAAUCAUACAUUCGACAAUUUGUUUACAUAAUUACAAAAUCACAAUGGAAUUGAGAGAAACAAGAGGAUUCAGAAAUCAUUGGAUAGAUGCUCCAUUUGGAUUUGUGGAGCAAGUAGACAACGUUCAAGUAAAUUUUCAUUUUCAUGCUCAUCAAUUAAGACACACUUUGUCUGAAUAUAUGGUUUCGCGACAUGGAUCAGUUCCAUGGCAGUGGCAGCACAUUUAA